AUGGCUGAAGAGGUCUACGAAGGCGCGAUCGGUAUCGAUCUUGGCACCACAUACUCCUGCGUUGCCAACUAUGAAGGAACCAACGUGGAAAUCAUUGCGAACGAGCAAGGAAGUUUUACCACUCCUUCCUUCGUCAGUUUCACCGACAAGGAGCGCUUGAUCGGCGAAUCUGCAAAGAACCAGGCUGCCAUGAACCCUAGAAACACCAUCUUCGAUAUCAAGCGGUUGAUCGGACGCCGCUUCGAUGAUCCCACUGUCAAGAAAGAUUGCGAGAGCUGGCCCUUCAAGGUCAUUGACCAAGAUGGAAGCCCUAUGGUCGAGGUUGAGUACCUUGGAGAGAACAAGACUUUCUCACCUCAGGAAAUCUCAUCCAUGGUUUUGACUAAGAUGAAGGAAGUUGCCGAGGUCAAGCUGGGUAAGAAGGUUGCCAAGGCUGUCAUUACCGUCCCUGCCUACUUCAACGACAACCAACGUCAAGCUACUAAGGAUGCUGGUGCCAUCGCCGGUCUUAAUGUCCUCCGUAUUAUCAACGAGCCAACUGCUGCCGCCAUUGCUUACGGUCUGGGUGCCGGAAAGUCCAACAAGGAGCGAAAUGUCUUGAUUUAUGAUCUCGGUGGUGGAACUUUCGAUGUGUCCCUCCUCAACAUCCAGGGUGGUGUUUUCACCGUCAAGGCUACUGCAGGUGAUACCCACUUGGGAGGUCAGGAUUUUGAUACCAACCUGCUUGAGCACUUCAAGAAGGAAUUCCAACGCAAGACCAAGAAGGAAACUCUGUCCAACGGUGCUCAGACAACUGUUGAGAUUGACUCUCUUUUCGACGGAGAGGACUUCAAUGCCCAAAUCACCCGUGCUCGAUUUGAGGAUCUCAACUCAAAGGCGUUCAAUGGUACCCUGGAGCCAGUUGCUCAGGUUUUGAAGGAUGCAAACCUCGAUAAGAGCAAGGUUGACGAGAUCGUCCUUGUUGGUGGAUCCACCCGUAUCCCACGGAUACAAAAGCUUUUGAGCGAUUUCUUCGAUGGCAAGAAGCUUGAGAAGAGCAUCAACCCUGAUGAGGCCGUUGCGUAUGGUGCUGCAGUCCAAGCUGGUAUCCUCUCCGGAAAGGCUACCUCAGCCGAUACCGCUGAUCUUCUUCUUUUGGAUGUCGUCCCUCUUUCCCUCGGUGUUGCCAUGGAGGGCAACAUCUUCGCCCCAGUCGUUCCUCGCGGUCAAACCGUCCCAACCAUCAAGAAGCGAACCUUUACGACCGUUGCCGUUCCCGGUCUUCCAAGUAUUUUUUCCCCCGGAAAUCCCUCUUCCAAGAACCUAAAGCUAACUCCCAUUCUAGGCGAUGCCGUUCUUGAGGUUGUUUUCGAGGUUGAUGUAAACGGUAUCCUCAAAGUUACUGCUACUGAGAAAACCUCCGGACGCAGCGCCAACAUCACCAUUUCCAACUCUGUCGGAAAGCUUUCAUCGAGUGAGAUCGAGAGCAUGAUCAAUGACGCUGAGAAGUUCAAGAAUAGCGACGAGGCUUUCAGCAAGAAGUUCGAGGCCAGACAACAACUUGAGUCUUACAUCUCGAGAGUUGAGGAAAUCGUUUCCGAUCCAACGAUGUCGCUCAAGCUUAAGCGUGGAACCAAGGAUAAGAUCGAGUCAGCACUUAGCGAUGCCAUGGCCCAACUCGAGGUGGAAGACUCUACUUCCGAUGACUUGAAGAAGAAGGAGUUGGCCUUGAAGCGCGUGGUCACCAAGGCUAUGUCAACCCGCUAG
Messenger RNA from Hyaloscypha bicolor E, 1746 nucleotides. Its product is annotated as putative Hsp70 chaperone. Bases 1 to 1746 code for a protein of 581 amino acids. The record is from RefSeq and is a predicted model, not a curated record. Gene Ontology annotation, biological process: vesicle-mediated transport; protein refolding; cellular response to unfolded protein. Gene Ontology annotation, cellular component: plasma membrane; cytoplasm; nucleus. The transcript is spliced from 9 exons. Gene Ontology annotation, molecular function: ATP binding; ATP-dependent protein folding chaperone; misfolded protein binding. Lineage: Eukaryota; Fungi; Ascomycota; Leotiomycetes; Helotiales; Hyaloscyphaceae.